GCAUCGAAGGCCCCGGCUUCCAAUUUUUUACCCAGCUGCCCGACUACGCGCUGGACCAUAUUUAUCACGAUCGUUGCCAAGUUUGCGAAGGGGAACGCUCUCGACCACCACCUUCACAAGGACAUCGGCUUCGACAAGGUAGACCCGUAUGACGACAACCCGUACAAGAACGACAACAUCAAGGACCUCAACCUGAAUAUGUACGACACCAAGCUCAUCAAGAACCGCAGC
Molecule: messenger RNA, 231 nt
Organism: Prorocentrum cordatum
Lineage: Eukaryota; Dinophyceae; Prorocentrales; Prorocentraceae
Source: the annotation of a GenBank genome assembly